Messenger RNA from Phragmites australis (common reed), 2048 nucleotides. RefSeq names its product protein DETOXIFICATION 33-like. Gene Ontology annotation, molecular function: antiporter activity; xenobiotic transmembrane transporter activity. Gene Ontology annotation, cellular component: membrane. Gene Ontology annotation, biological process: xenobiotic detoxification by transmembrane export across the plasma membrane. The coding region runs from base 357 to 1787 and encodes 476 amino acids. NCBI's taxonomy places the organism in Eukaryota, Viridiplantae, Streptophyta, Magnoliopsida, Poales, Poaceae. The record is from RefSeq and is a predicted model, not a curated record. The transcript has 8 exons.
CCCUUACCCUUUGUCAGCAUCUAUAUAUAGCCCCUGCCUUUACUCACACACUUGUACUAGUAGUAGUACUACUCCAGCUAGCUGCACAUACACCAGACCAGAGAAGCCUGCUAUAUAAAAUGCACAAGCUUAGCAGAUUGUAACUUAAUUAGCUAGCGACACGACGGAGAAGUAUCUGUUGAUUACUAGCUCCUUCUGUAGGUGUUCAUAUGCAUGGCAGUUGCAGAGUUAGACAAGUAUUAGCAAACUGAACCAGAACCAGCUUCGGAUUGAUCGCCUGGCCGGUGGACAAUCUCUAUAGGAUCUAGGUCCGUCCCACCAAUCGAUCGAGCCUCAGGCGUACGGCGCGGCACACAAUGGGGAAGCUGGUGAGCAAGAGCUGGAAGGAGUCGAAGCUGCUGUGGCACAUCGCCUUCCCGGCCAUCCUCACCGCCGUCUUCCAGUUCUCCAUCGGCUUCGUCACCGUUGGCUUCGUCGGGCACAUGGGCGCCGUCGAGCUCGCCGCCGUUGCCAUCGCCCAGAACGUCAUCGAGGGGUUCGCCUACGGGAUCCUGCUCGGCAUGGGCAGCGCGCUGGAGACGCUGUGCGGUCAGGCGGUGGGCGCGGGGCAGGUGGACAUGCUGGGCGUUUACAUCCAGCGCUCCUGGAUCAUCUGCGGCGCCACCGCGCUCGUCCUCACCCCGACCUACCUCUUCACGGCGCCCAUCCUGCGCGCGCUCCGCCAGCCCGGGGACAUCGCCGACGUCGCCGGCACAUACUGCCGGUGGGUGGUCCCACAGCUCUUUGCCUACGCCGCCAACUUCCCGCUCCAGAAGUUCUUCCAGGCGCAGAGCCGGGUCUGGGUCGUCACGUUCAUCUCCGGCGCGGGGCUCGCCGUCCACGUCGUGCUCAACUACGUCUUCGUCACGCGCCUGGGGCACGGCCUCCUCGGUGCUGCCAUCGUCGGGAACGUGUCCUGGUGGCUCAUCAUCCUCGCGCAGGUCGGGUACCUGGUCUCCGGCUGCUUCCCGGAGGCGUGGCGCGGGUUAUCCAUGCUCGCGUUCAAGAACCUCGCCGCCUUUGUCAAGCUGUCGCUCGCGUCCGCUGUCAUGCUUUGCUUGGAGCUCUGGUAUUACACUGCAGUGCUCAUCCUUGUGGGUCUCCUAAAGAACCCACAACUUCAGGUUGACGUCAUGUCCAUUUGCAUCAAUUACCAGCUCUGGACCCUGAUGGUUGCAUUGGGCUUCAACGCAGCAGUGAGCGUGAGGGUGUCGAACGAGCUGGGCGCGAACCGGCCCAAGGCGGCCAAGUUCUCGGUGAUCAUGGCGGUGUCGACGUCGGGCUUCAUCGGCGCCAUCUUCAUGGCCGUGUUCCUCAUCUGGCGGACCGAGCUGCCGCGGUUCUUCAGCGAGGACUACGAGGUGCUGAGUGAGGCUGCCAAGCUCGGAUACCUCCUCGCAGGCUCCAUCUUCCUCAACAGCAUCCAGCCUGUGCUCUCAGGAGUGGCGAUCGGAGCAGGGUGGCAGUCGCUUGUGGCAUUCAUAAAUAUAGGGUGCUACUACUUCGUUGGCAUCCCACUGGGGGUCCUCUUCGGCUUCAAGCUAAAGCUGGAUGCAAUGGGGAUUUGGGUGGGCAUGUCACUCGGAACUCUGCUUCAGACCGCUAUACUUCUCUUCAUUUCCUACAGAACCAAGUGGGAAAAACAGGUUAUGCUGGCUGAAGAGAGGAUCAGGGAGUGGGGAGGAAGGAACGACGCCCUGCCGUCGGCAGUGCAGGUUGCGCGGGCGAUCGACGAUGUAGAUCGGUGACCAAACUGUUCCUGCAAACUUGCAGCUGUUAUUUAUAUAUAGACGCAAGGCAGAUCAGAGUAGAUUGAUAGGAUUAAUCCGAACAGAUUGAUCGAAUCGAGCCCAAAUUUUAUAGUGUUGGAUCCUCCCUGUAUGCUUUUUUUUUUUGUCUAUUGUGACAGUUCUUGUCCCUCUUUGGUCGGAAUAUCAUCUCGCCGUUAUACUUAGCGCGUGUACAAUGAGUUGCUAUUAGCUGUUUAUAAGAGAUGUCACAUUGUCACA